UCCUCCUCUUCUAAAGCCGCCGCUGACCACCGGUGCCUCGGUAACCCCCCCUACCCGGCGGCCAUCACCGCCGCGAGCUGGAGGAGGAAGAAGAGCAGUCGCACAAGCCCACCUGCAGCGACUGUUCUCCCCUUCUGCGACACAUCGGUGCGCAACAACGCGCGUGAUGAAUAUAUGUCGCGGUAGUUCACCUUACCUUUUGGAGCCUAGAUAUUUUUUUCAAAAUAUUUUGGAGCCUAGAUGUUAGUUAAACGUGAUACUUAGUAUGGUCCAACGUUAAAGCAGACCUAAGCGUUAAAAACUUAAAAAAACGACUGAAAACACGCUCACAAGUCACAAGCAUACGGUGUCAAAAACAAAAGGUCACAAGCAUACGUAAGUAUGGGCUUGUAAUCUUUUACAGGGCUUGGUCCGUUUGAAGGGCCCGCCCCUUACGAUAAAAGAAAAUAAUGGGCCCCAUUUUCUGGGCCGUGGGUCAGUAUGCUCAGAGCUAGGAAAUUCGGCCCAACAAAACCAUCCCCGGCUCCGGCGAACCACAUCCUCGGAAACGAAUCAGCAAACGGCUGAGCUUCUUGCUUGGCGGUCGACAACGAACUCCGGCCUCAUCCAACUUGCCGUCUCUCUGCCUCAUCACCAACGGGGAGAAAAAAAAAAUCAGCGGAGAUUCAGAUGAGGCUCUAUCUCCGGCAAGCGGCGGCCGCGGCCACGGCCACCAGCUCCCCUCUGGCGGCCACCAUCCGCAAGAGUUCUCCAAGCUCGCUCACCCAUGGCCGGCUCAGCUUCAGCCACACCCACACGUCGCUGCAGACGACGCCGAACCACCGCGGAAACCGACCAGGGUGGGCGGUGCGCGUGCUUCCCCUGACGGAGGAGAACGUGGAGAAGGUGCUGGACGAGGUGCGGCCGAGCCUGAUGGCGGAUGGCGGCAACGUGGCGCUGCACGAGAUCGACGGCCUCGUCGUCGUGCUCAAGCUGCAAGGGGCGUGCGGCUCCUGCCCCAGCUCCACCAUGACGCUCAAGAUGGGCAUCGAGACGCGCCUCCGCGACAAGAUCCCCGACAUCCUCGAGGUCGAGCAGAUCGUCGACACCGAGACCGGCCUCGAGCUCAGCACCGACAACGUCGAGAAGGUGCUUGAUGAGAUCAGACCAUACCUCUCCGGCACCGGAGGUGGAAGCCUCGAGCUGCUCCAGAUCGAUGGAUAUGUCGUCAAGAUUCGAAUCGGUGGACCUGCAGCUGGUGUAAUGACAGUUCGUGUAGCCGUGACACAAAAACUGAGGGAAAAGAUACCUUCAAUCUUGGCUGUUCAGCUCACAGAGUAGAAAACAUGAGGUCAUUUGUGCAUCAAUCAACAGAACGAUGAAUGUUCGAUGCCAGUCUUAUACUUUUGAGUCAUUAGUCUUUACACUGAAAUACAGAACCAUAGCCAAAGAGAAUACAUAAUGUGGCUACUAAGCUAUUUCUGUGGAAAGCUCCUACUUAGAUUAGAAAUCCCCCGGUAAAGCUGCUAUUGCAAGGUAAACUCAUAUUGGCUAAAACGAUUGACAUGUACCAAGAAAUCUUUGACUUAAA
Panicum hallii is the source of this 1570-nucleotide messenger RNA. Its product is annotated as nifU-like protein 3, chloroplastic. NCBI's taxonomy places the organism in Eukaryota, Viridiplantae, Streptophyta, Magnoliopsida, Poales, Poaceae. Gene Ontology annotation, molecular function: iron ion binding; iron-sulfur cluster binding. The transcript has 4 exons. Gene Ontology annotation, cellular component: mitochondrion; chloroplast stroma. Bases 670 to 1320 code for a protein of 216 amino acids. The record is from RefSeq and is a predicted model, not a curated record. Gene Ontology annotation, biological process: iron-sulfur cluster assembly.